AUGAAUACAAGGAUGGAAACUACAUUUUAUGACGAUGCACUGAGCGCUGCUUUUGCCCAGCCUGAAGCUGCUGGCUAUGGAUACAACUCCAAAGUGUUAAAGCAAAGUAUGACUCUGAACCUAUCUGACCCCACCAGCUCCAUCAAACCUCACCUGCGCAACAAGGCUGCCGAUCUUCUCACCUCCCCAGAUGUUGGACUUCUUAAACUUGCCUCUCCUGAACUUGAAAGGCUUAUUAUUCAGUCCAGCAAUGGCAUGAUCACCACCACGCCGACACCAACACAGUUCCUGUGUCCCAAAAAUGUUACAGAUGAGCAGGAGGGCUUUGCAGAGGGUUUUGUUCGAGCACUUGCAGAGUUGCACAAUCAGAACACUUUACCAAAUGUGACCUCUGCCCCCCAACCUGUCAGUACUGGACUGACACCUGUUUCUUCCAUAGCAAGUAGCACUGGCUUCAGCAACACAUUGCAUAGUGAACCACCAGUUUACGCCAAUCUGAACAAUUUUAACCCCACUCCAAGUGCUGUCACCUCCACAACCACUACCCCUGCUUUCAACAGCAAUGGUUUGAGCUUUGGUCCUCAGCAUCACAACACCCCACCAAUUUCAGUGCAGCACCCAAGAUUGCAAGCUCUCAAGGAAGAGCCACAGACUGUCCCUGAAAUGCCUGGGGAGUCUCCACCACUGUCCCCUAUUGACAUGGAGUCACAGGAGAGGAUAAAAGCUGAGCGGAAACGCAUGAGGAACAGAAUUGCUGCUUCCAAGUGCAGGAAAAGGAAACUGGAGAGGAUUGCUAGAUUGGAAGACAAAGUAAAAACACUUAAAUCUCAGAACUCUGAACUUGCAUCCACGGCUAACCUGCUCCGGGAGCAAGUAGCUCAGCUCAAGCAGAAGGUCAUGAAUCACGUCAACAGUGGCUGUCAGUUAAUGUUAACACAACAGUUGCAAACAUUCUGA
Messenger RNA from Pelobates cultripes (western spadefoot toad), 957 nucleotides. The record is from the annotation of a GenBank genome assembly. Lineage: Eukaryota; Metazoa; Chordata; Amphibia; Anura; Pelobatidae.